CCCAUCGAGUGUUAAGUACCCUAUUAAACAAGACGCGUUCCCCGUCGCGUCACUACUAAAUAUUCUCUUCAUUUUUACGUUGUCUGUCACGAAUCCUUAAACUCCCCCUUCGGGCGAUCCACUUGCCAAUUGGUCUAAUCCGAUCUUAGAGAGGCUACAAACGUAAUAUUCUAUAUUAUUCCACACGAUGACAUCCUCACCACGGCACGAGGAGUACCAAUACCUCGAUCUCGUUCAGGACAUCUUAGAUCACGGAGAGCGUCGACCAGAUCGAACCGGUACCGGGACAUACUCCAUCUUCGCCCCCCAACCGCUCAAGUUCAGCCUCAACGAUAACGGCAAGCCGAUUCUACCGCUAUUAACGACGAAGCGCGUGUUCCUGCGUGCUGUAAUCGCCGAACUUCUAUGGUUUAUCGAGGGAAAUACAUCGUCGACAUCUCUCAGCGCGCAAGACGUCAAGAUAUGGGAUGGCAACGGGUCACGCGAAUUCCUCGACAACCUGGGACUUAAGGAUCGUGAAGUUGGUGAUCUCGGCCCCGUCUACGGUUUCCAAUGGCGCCAUUUCGGCGCUGAGUACGUCGAUGCGCGCACAGACUACACCGGCCAGGGCGUCGACCAACUAGCCGACGUCAUCCAUAAAUUGCGCAAUAAUCCCUACGACCGCCGCAUGAUUCUCUCCGCCUGGAACCCGGCCGAUCUAAAGAAAAUGGUGUUGCCUCCGUGUCACAUGUUCGCGCAGUUCUACGUUUCGUUUCCGAGACAGAAUAGGGACGAGGAGAGCAACGGAGAAGAGAAGCCGAAAGGUCAUCUUCACUGCCAAUUGUACCAGCGGUCCUGCGACAUGGGACUCGGUGUCCCUUUCAACAUUGCGAGCUACGCGCUGCUGACGCAUAUGCUGGCACAUGUCUGCGAUCUAGUCCCCGGUAGUCUAACACACGUUAUGGGCGACGCACACGUGUACAUCGACCACGUCGACGCGUUGAAAGUGCAGCUAGAGCGCGAGCCACGGCCGUUCCCAGAGCUACAGAUCAAACGCGACGGUGGUGGCUCGAUCGAUGGGUGGAAAGUGGAGGAUAUCUCGGUUCUAAAUUACGAGCCUCACAAGACUAUCCCGAUGAAGAUGUCCGUUUAACUACAUACCUAACCUAGCUUAAGACAUAGAAUUAUUUAGAUGCUAGAAAUAGCCUGACUACAUAUUAGAUUUACAGAGGACGGGUACAUAUGUAGUUCGAAUCAAGAUAUGGUACAAUGAUGAAUGUAUUACGUAGGAAUGAUAAGUAUAGGGGGGGUUGAGUUUUCGUUAGAGGCAUAGCCAAGGUACAAUCCACUAGGUAGACUGGUAGACAGUAUGUAUGAUCAAACCCCCUGAGUACGGAUUGUGGAUUCUAGCAACAGUGACUCAGGCACUCAUUACAAUGAGGCAGUCACUGCCUACAUUCACUACCUACAUCUACGCAUAUAUGAAC
Messenger RNA from Daldinia vernicosa, 1466 nucleotides. Its product is annotated as thymidylate synthase. Gene Ontology annotation, molecular function: thymidylate synthase activity. Gene Ontology annotation, cellular component: cytosol; mitochondrion. The transcript is spliced from 2 exons. NCBI's taxonomy places the organism in Eukaryota, Fungi, Ascomycota, Sordariomycetes, Xylariales, Hypoxylaceae. Gene Ontology annotation, biological process: dTMP biosynthetic process. The record is from RefSeq and is a predicted model, not a curated record. Bases 188 to 1132 code for a protein of 314 amino acids.